CCAAAGGUUAAAAAAACAUUUUUUUCUACUAUUAUUUUGCUACAAAUAAAUUCUUCAAAAUCAACAAUCAAAAUGUCAAAUGCUCAACAAGCCGGUGAAUACCACGGCCAAGCUCAGGCUAACACCGAACAACUAGCCGACUCAGCAAGAAAUACAGCACAUUCAUUGGCUGAUAAGGCUGACAAUGCUACCCAAAAUGCUCAACAAUCUGUUCAAGAAAACAAAGAUCAACUCAACCCUGGAUUUCUUCAACAGACUGGUGAGCAAGUGAUCCAUAUGGCUCAAGGUGCAGUUGAUGGAGUCAAGAACACACUUGGAAUUGGAUCAGACAAAAAGUGAAAAAGAGAAAAUGAAAUGAAUGAAUGAAUUAAUUAAUUAACAUAUUUAUCAAUUUAUCUCAAUUUUAAUUAAUUUUUCAUUUAAUUCUAUGAUUAUUAAGCAUAAGUGAAAAAACAUAAUAUUAGUAGUUUGUGAGAUCUCUCACAAAAAGAAUUACAAAAUUAGUUCUUAUAGAGUGAGAUGAUUUUCAUAGGUUUGGUUUAAUUAUUGUUUAACAAUUCCAUGCACUUUAUAUUGGUGUUAUGGUGAAUUUUGUUUUAUUGAUUGAGAUUUCUCUCGUUAGAAAUUCUCAUUUUAAGUAUGUAAUAAGAAAGUUUUAUUUUGUUUUUGUUAA
Solanum pennellii is the source of this 673-nucleotide messenger RNA. RefSeq names its product late embryogenesis abundant protein 1-like. NCBI's taxonomy places the organism in Eukaryota, Viridiplantae, Streptophyta, Magnoliopsida, Solanales, Solanaceae. The record is from RefSeq and is a predicted model, not a curated record. The transcript has 3 exons. The coding region runs from base 73 to 339 and encodes 88 amino acids.